Dentiscutata erythropus is the source of this 173-nucleotide messenger RNA. The record is from the annotation of a GenBank genome assembly. NCBI's taxonomy places the organism in Eukaryota, Fungi, Glomeromycota, Glomeromycetes, Diversisporales, Gigasporaceae.
GUGAUUUGAGAAAUAAAGAUAAUGAAAAUGAACUUUAUAAAAAAGAUGAUGUUAAAUAUGUUGAAAAUAGAGAGAAUAAUGCUAAAAAUAAAAGGAAUAAUACUAAAAAUUUUAAAGAUAAUGAAGAUAAUUUUGAAAUACUGAAGCUAAAGAGAAUAAUACUAAAAUAUUGA